Aspergillus udagawae is the source of this 750-nucleotide messenger RNA. RefSeq lists its product as uncharacterized. Bases 1 to 750 code for a protein of 249 amino acids. Lineage: Eukaryota; Fungi; Ascomycota; Eurotiomycetes; Eurotiales; Aspergillaceae. The transcript has 2 exons. The record is from RefSeq and is a predicted model, not a curated record.
AUGCUGUCUCACGCCAAGAUCAUCUUCCGCAAGCUCCGUGGUAGUAGCAGCCGUAGCAGCCGUGGCAGCGAGCCCGCGCCAUCAGCGCCAGCCACGACAGCAGAGAGCGGAAUUGUUAACCCAUCCCCUCGCGCCAUCCAUUUCAGCGACGUGAGGCGGUCACCCACCGAGCUACCCCCCUGGUCCGAUGCACAGUCCAUAUCCAUAAUCGUGGUGAAUGCCAAAGGCGCCGCCGACGACUUGAAGCUUUACAGGAUUACUUUUGCGAUAAUUACAUCUAUAGUGUCGGCUUCGUCCCACCCAGCACCCCGGGGUCUUAACAUGGCUUUAUCCAGCCUCAUGCAGCAUGUCUGUCUCAUCUUCACGUACGAUUCCUCAUCCAGGGAAUCAUGGGAUGAAGUAGUCGCCGCCUAUAAGAGGAUGCGCAACCGCUGCAAAGACGGGGUCCUCCCCUUUCUUGCGACAAUGAUCGCUGCCAUGGGUGAAGGUGAAGGUGAAGCCUCUGUGUUGCACGCUGAAGCUGAGGCGUUUGCAGCCCAGUGGGACUGUCUCUUUGCCAAGUUCUCGCCUAUAACUGGGCGCGGCAUUUGCGAUGCUGUCGGCUCGCUAGUUGAGCUGGCGCACGGCGCUCGUGAUCAAUAUACUAAGGAUCAGCAGGGUCAUACCCAGAGGCACAAGAGAGCGGAAACACUUCAGGCAUUAUUUUCCAGCUACAAAUGCCCAGCUCAAGACUGGCAUCAUCAUGGGUAA